CGCCUACAAAAUAUUUCCCAGUUGAAGUCUGAAAAACGAAAAAAUCCAUAACCGAAACUUCACACAAUUUCUUUCCCUAAAUCCUAUUUUCCUCGAUUGCCGAAAGUUGAUCUACCGAGGAUCAAAACGCCGCAGCAAUCAUGGCUACAUUGGAAAAUUCUUCCAAGCAUGCCGCCAACGGCGACACGCUUGCUAGAGAUUCAUCGGAUAUCGUCGAAGUUGAUGGUCCUGCAUCUAAGAGACAAAAGCUCGACCAUCAAGAGACGAAGCAGGAGAGUACUCAGGCACAAUCUCAAGAUCGAACUCGAGGUGUUGCGCCCGUGAAAUCUGAAUACCUGGUCUCGUCUGAAGUUCAAGUUAAGGAUGUAGAUGAUGAUGCGGCAGAAGCAGGUAUUACUACCGAAGAUCCUGUUAAUGGCAAGCCCGAUCCUCGUGGUGGUGGCGGUAAGAAGGGUAAGGACCGAAAAAAGCAAGGCGGUCAAAACCAGAACCGCAACUACGGUCACUUCGAGGAUGCUAUACGCCUAUGCAACAGUAUCACCUACACUAACGAAUUCUCACCCAAGACCUGCAAGUUCGGUGAAAGAUGCAACCUGUCUCAUGAUCUCCGCAAGUAUCUCAAGGAAGGCCGACGAGAAGACCUCGGCACUCUAGACGGAAAGUGUCCCGUCUUCGAGAAGCAUGGUAGAUGCAGUUCUGGAUGGAAGUGCCGUUUUGUGAAGAGUCAUUCUAAGGAAGUCGAGCGAGAGGAUGGCCGCAUGGAGCUUGUACUCCUGCAGAGUUCGGAAGCUAUGGAAACUGAGGAAGACGACCAAAGACCUGGUGUCGUCAACGUUGUGUCUACUGACACCAAGUGGGACCUUGCCAGGAGAAAGGUCAAUUUUGAGAAGGCUGACCCUUACACCAAGUGGCUAGAAAGGGAUACCAACCUUACACGACAGCUUCACAACAAGACGAAGAGACAGGACGGCGAUGAAACAGCUGAUGGUAAGAAAGACAUCAGAGCUCAGUUCGUCGACCCGCCCCUGAAGCCAUCGGAGAAGAGGAAGAUCUAUUUCGGAAAGGAGACACCGGUUCUGGCCCCUCUUACUACGCAAGGCAACUUACCUUUCCGACGCCUUUGCGCCGAACUUGGAGCCCAGGUUACUUAUUCGGAGAUGGCUAUGGGAAUGCCGCUUGUCCAGGGACAGAAAGGCGAAUGGGCACUCAUGAAGGCUCAUGAAACGGAACUUGCAUCCCCACGAUUUACACCCGAGAAUGGCGCAAUUGUGAAGGGCUAUGAUAAUGCAAAGGAUAUUAAGUUCGGUGCCCAGAUCUCAGGAAACCAACCUUGGGUAGUGAUGAAGGCAACUGAAGCCUUGACACGAUUCACCCCUCAUCUCCGUGUGGUAGACUUGAACUGUGGAUGUCCUAUCGACCUAGUCUAUCAAGCCGGUGCCGGUUCUGGUCUUCUCGACACGCCUAGCAAGCUGGAAAAGAUGGUCCGAGGCAUGAACGUCGUUUCCGGAGAGGUCCCCAUUACGGCCAAGCUGCGAACAGGGGUACGAGAUGGAAAACCAACAGCAGACAAGCUCAUUGAGAGACUUGCGUUUGGAGGUAAUGACACCCGUGAGAGACUCGGAGCGCCGGGAUGCGCGGCGAUUACACUGCACGGACGUAGUAGACAGCAGCGAUACACCAAGAGCGCCAAUUGGUCUUAUAUCGCUGAAUGCGCCGCCCUGGUUAAGUCGUACAAGGAUAAGAAGGAUGCGUUGACGGACACUGCUAUGGAGCCGGAUGCGAGCACUGAAGCUAACACUUCAGAUGAGAAGGUUUACUUCAUCGGUAACGGCGAUUGUUACUCACACAUUGACUACUUUGACCACAUAGAGCAGGCUAAGGUUGAUAGUGUGAUGAUUGCGCGAGGUGCUAUGGUCAAGCCCUGGAUUUUCGAAGAGAUUGAGCAGGGACAGUACUUGGACAAGUCGGCGUCUGAGCGACUGGGAUACAUUGAGAAGUUCGUACGUUACGGACUUGAAGCCUGGGGUUCAGAUGAGUUGGGUCUAGGUUUUACGAGACGAUUCUUGUUGGAGUGGUUGAGCUUCACUCAUCGCUACGUGCCGAUUGGCAUCCUGGAGCACUUGCCUCCUAGCCUUAACGACCGACCACCGCGAUACAGAGGACGAAAUGAUCUCGAGACUCUUCUUGCCAGUGACCAUUACAAGGACUGGCUUAAGAUUAGUGAAAUGUUCCUCGGUCCAGCUCACCCGAGCUUCAAGUUCCAGCCGAAGCACAAGUCCAACAGUUACGAGAUCGAAGCCGAGGGUUGAUUGACUUUCAUGGUCAAGGGAUGUUGAUCUUGCGGAGUUGCGGUCACUAGCUAUAAAAUUGAGGAUAGAUAUGCCUGCAAAAGUACCUAGUGCAUAGACACGGUAGAUACCAUGAAUAAAUCCAGAGAGUAACCAAUCUGGUGUGUUAUUUGGCGAUAGUGGCUGGCAUUUGAACGCGUGGCUUGUUGUCUUCCUGCACUUACAAUAGGCUAGAUUGCAUCUCUUCUGUGACUAGACCUCCAGGCAGCAAUGCAGAGACCGUGGCAAAGGAUGCGAUAAUUCUUAGUAUUUUAUUUGAUAUGUAAAGUUUUUGAUUUAUAUGAAGAUGUUACCUAAAUAUUAAGCUUAAAAAUAAAUGAUUCCAUGUGUUUAUUUCCGUUGAAAAUUUACACGUUCCCUAUGAUGUAUUUGGUGAUGAUAAUUGAA
Messenger RNA from Hypoxylon trugodes, 2735 nucleotides. RefSeq names its product FMN-linked oxidoreductase. The record is from RefSeq and is a predicted model, not a curated record. Gene Ontology annotation, biological process: tRNA processing. Gene Ontology annotation, molecular function: flavin adenine dinucleotide binding; tRNA dihydrouridine synthase activity; metal ion binding. Lineage: Eukaryota; Fungi; Ascomycota; Sordariomycetes; Xylariales; Hypoxylaceae. The transcript has 3 exons. The coding region runs from base 141 to 2309 and encodes 722 amino acids.